AUGGAGUCCAAUCUUGACGACGAGAUCGCAGAUCUCCAAGCAAAAGUCUCCUCCCUCAAAACCCAACUUCGCGUCCACACCUCCACCCUCAUCACCGCCCCCUCCACACGCCAGCUCCUCACCCAACAACAGCCCCAACAAAAGAGCAGCAAAUCAACCCAAGACACCCAGAACCGUGACCGCGACCGCCUCACCAACUCCGCAGACCAACACCAAGCCCACGCCCAACAAUGUCUCUACCGCGCCUGUGCCAGCCUAACCACCUUCCGCGCUCGCGACCCAGACCCCCAUGCUGUAGACGGCGGUGCUGUGCUGGGUUUGCGCAUUGAGGUUGUCAGUCGGUCGCGGUUUUUGCGGCCUUAUUAUGUACUGUUGAAUCGGCCGUAUCAGAACCAGACCCAAGGCCGGGGGCGUGGGCGUGAGAGCGGGAGCAGGCGACUGCGUGUGCAUAGGCAUACGAUCCCGAGUUGUGUACCGCUUGCCGGGUUGGCGGCGAGGUAUUUACCUGGGCCUGCGGCGAAGAAGGCCGUCUCCGGGGGAGAAAAGGGUGGAGACGGGGAUAGGGCAAAAGACCAAAGGAGGGGGAAGGAGCAAGAUCUGGCGCGGUUUGCGAGGGCGCUGAGGAGGGAGUUGGUGAGGUAUCAUCACCGGUUGGGGGUUGUGGCGGAUUUGAGGAAGGCGGCUGAGUUGGGGAUUGAGAAAGACGCUGAGAGGGAUGCUGAGAGAGGUGAAGAGGAAGAAAUCACAGAAGGGGAAUCUACACUGGAGAGGCGGCGGAACAGGCUGGUGGAUAUCACGCCUGCGGAUGCUGGCGCGAAACAGCUUACGAUUGAGUGGGCGGAUGGGCGGACUGGGCGGCUGGUUAUGAGUGAUGAUGGGGAUAUUGUCAAGUUGGUGGUGCUUGGGGAUAAUGGAAGGGACUGGGCCGCGGGGAGGGAUUUGCUGGGGGGUGCUACUCGGGUGGAGGAUGUGAUUAAGCGGUUGACGGCGCUUGCGUGA
This is a messenger RNA of Dichotomopilus funicola, 999 nucleotides long. Its product is annotated as Cenp-O kinetochore centromere component-domain-containing protein. Gene Ontology annotation, cellular component: Mis6-Sim4 complex; kinetochore. Lineage: Eukaryota; Fungi; Ascomycota; Sordariomycetes; Sordariales; Chaetomiaceae. The coding region runs from base 1 to 999 and encodes 332 amino acids. The transcript has 2 exons. The record is from RefSeq and is a predicted model, not a curated record.